This is a messenger RNA of Suricata suricatta (meerkat), 3947 nucleotides long. It is a transcript of the gene ZBTB45, whose product is annotated as zinc finger and BTB domain containing 45. NCBI's taxonomy places the organism in Eukaryota, Metazoa, Chordata, Mammalia, Carnivora, Herpestidae. Bases 1694 to 3370 code for a protein of 558 amino acids. Gene Ontology annotation, biological process: regulation of cytokine production; regulation of immune system process; negative regulation of transcription by RNA polymerase II. The transcript has 3 exons. The record is from RefSeq and is a predicted model, not a curated record. Gene Ontology annotation, molecular function: protein binding.
ACGGGCGAUGGAGCGGAGUGUGGGAAAGGGCGUUUGGAGCAAAGUGCAUGGCGUGGGCAAAGGCGUGGCAGCGAGAAUGAGGCGCCAUACCCGGGAGGGUGGGCCUUUGUUCUGAGGCGCCGGGAAGCCCCUGCUGCGUCUGCACUGAGGGAUCACAGACCGGGAGCGGGGUGGAGGUGGGUCGGAAAAGGCAGGCUUCGAGCCGCACGGGUUGAUGCGCAGGUUUCCGCCCCAAUCGCCCAGGCACAGAUUUGAAGGUCUUUAGACUGUGGGUGAAUAAAGACGGGGAAAGGUGCUGUGGCAUAGAUAACGAUACGUGCAGAGACUUGCCUCUUUGAGGAAGUGCCAAGAAUUAAUUCAUCGCCAUGGAGGGCUCUGAGCAGAGGAGGGUCCCGAUCUGUCAGGUCUGAACAGGCUCCCUCUGGCUGUCGCGCGGGGGAAUAGACCGGGAGGAGGGGAACGCAGGGAGAUGACUCCAUCAGCCUCGGCCCCUGGUACCGGAGCAGUGGAGGUGUGCGAAGUGGUCUGAGGGUGAGAUCUGGAACAUGCAUGAAAGGGAGGAGCCUGGCCCCAGACGAGGAAAGGUGGUUUGGGUAUGAGAAGACCGAGGGGGUGAGUCUGAGACCCCAUUUGAACCAGAAAGCUAAGAGGCUUAGGGCUAGGGCUGUCUAGGGCUAGGGCUGUGUGACUCCGCCUGAGCUAAGCUGGUGGAGAGAGAGCCAGUGUCAGGGUGUGACCUAUGUCCCGACUGCCCCCCCAAGCCAGACUGGAGUUGUAUGAGGCCUGGGUACAGGAUGAGCCAGGUAUCCCAUCUUUGGGAAACAGCCUAGUGAGCAUGGUGCCUGCUUGAUGAUGAAGUAGCAGAGCUUCUCAGACUCCUGAGGUCCCUGAGGAGCGGUAUCCCCUCCCCUUUCUGGCGCCUGGGUGUGGACAGUGCUGGGACUGAGAGGCUAAAGUUUUGACAAGAAUCAUCCGGGUUGCUCAGGCAUGCUGAUCUGGAGGCCACUGCUGUUCCACCUUUGCCCUCCCAAUCACAGGUCCUUCAAAGUCCACACAAGCCACACCCUCACCUUGUGCCCUCCAGGCUAUAUCAGGAUUCCAAGAUGCACCAGGCUGGGGGUGGGGGGGCACCUCCCUACCCGCUGUGCUGGGGUCUGCCAGAGACCGUGUAGUUUCCUCUUGUGGGGCACCUACCUGCCAGGCUAAUGACCAAGCUACUCUCAACCCUUUGUGACCAUGCACCACUGAACCGCAUAGCCCACGAGGCAGGCUGUGCCACCCUGCCCAUGGGAAGACCUCUGUAUAUAAUAGUUUAACCCAAUUCCAAGGCAACAGACCUUGGUCUCCACAGGGCCUUGAAUGCCCCAAGGUUGGAGGAUGUACAAAGGGGGAUCAAAAAGAAGCUGAGAAUCGAAGGAAUCACAGCCAGCCCGAUGGGGAGUGGGUAAGGUGUGGCAGCCAGUUCUGGAUGGGCAUCCCUGUCCUCUUCACCAUAGAGCUAACUGGAGUGGGGUGAGCCAAUAUAGGGAAAGCUGAAUUCUGGACUCUCCACUGGACAGCAAGCAAGACUGGGAGAGAGGCAGAUAUUUGGUAUUCACAACCUUCUCCCGGGGGUGUGCUGGGAGUUUCGUAGGAGCUACAGAGGUCCUGGAGUCUGGGGGUGGGAGUUGGGGGAAGUCCUGGAUAUGGGAACAUGGCUGCGAGGGGGCUUUGGGGAAGGGCAGGGGUUGUGGUGCGCCCACGAGCCUUGUCCUGCAAUAAGGGUUCAAGGGACAGGGGCAAUGAGGAGGGGCAGGGGUCCCGGGCUGACCUUCCCCCCCCCCCCAAUCCGGUGCAGAUGGCUGCGGCAGAGGCGGUGCACCACAUACACCUGCAGAACUUCUCCCGCUCGCUGCUCGAGACUCUCAACGGGCAGCGGCUGGGCGGUCACUUCUGCGACGUGACUGUACGGAUCCGUGAGGCUUCCCUGCGUGCCCACCGCUGCGUGUUGGCUGCCGGCUCCCCCUUCUUCCAGGACAAGCUGCUCCUCGGCCACUCUGAAAUCCGUGUGCCGCCAGUGGUGCCAGCGCAGACAGUGCGCCAGCUCGUCGAGUUUCUCUACAGCGGCUCGCUUGUAGUGGCACAAGGCGAAGCGCUGCAGGUCCUCACUGCCGCGUCGGUGCUGCGCAUCCAGACGGUCAUAGACGAGUGCACGCAGAUCAUCGCCCGCGCCCGCGCCCCGGUCCCCGGCGCGCCCGCGCCCCUGCCCACACCCGUGCCCCCACCUCUUGCACCUGCGCAGCUACGCCACCGCCUGCGCCACUUGCUGGCCGCGCGCCCUCCGGGUCACCCAGGUGCGGCACACAGCCGCAAGCAGCGCCAGCCGGCGCGCCUGCAGCUGCCCGCGCCCGCUGCGCCCACCAAGGCCGAGGGGUCGGACGUCGACCCAGCCCUCCCCGCGGCCACAGAGGAAGGCGGUGACGGCGAGGAGGAGACCGAUGACGAGACCGACGGCGAGGACGGCGAAGGCGGCGGCCCAGGAGAGGGCCAGGCGCCCCCUUCCUUCCCAGACUGCGCUGCCGGCUUCCUCACCGCCGCCCCGGACAACGCGUGCGAGGAGCCGCCCCCACCCGCCGGCCUCUCUGACUACGGCGGCGCCGGCAGGGACUUCCUUCGCGGCGCUUCGGCGGCCGAGGACGUGUUCCCCGAGAGCUACGUCUCUGCUUGGCAAGAUGAAGAUGGCACCGCCGCGGAAGCCUGUCCCGCCGAGACCCCGGCCCCGCCUGACUGUGUCUUGUCUGGAUCCCGCGCCCCAGGCGUGAAGACCCCGGGGCCACCUGUCUCCCUUUUCCCCUUUCAUCUGGGUGCCCCGGGGCCACCUGCACAACCUCCUCCCGCACCCUCGGGGCCUGCUCCUGCGCUCCCUCCAGCCUUCUACCCCACACUCCAGCCGGACGCGGCCCCUAGCGCUCCUCCGGGGGAGGCCCCAGCCCCGCCCACCGCUCCCGCUGCGGCCCCCUCGGCCGCCCCUGCCAGAGCCCCGGGUUCCGAGCCGCCUGCCUAUGAGUGCAGUCACUGCCGAAAGACGUUCAGCUCGCGGAAAAACUACACCAAGCACAUGUUCAUCCAUUCGGGGGAGAAGCCCCACCAGUGCGCUGUGUGCUGGCGAUCUUUCUCGCUGCGCGACUACCUGCUGAAGCAUAUGGUGACGCACACAGGCGUGCGCGCCUUCCAGUGCGCCGUCUGCGCCAAGCGCUUCACGCAGAAGAGCUCCCUCAACGUGCACAUGCGCACGCAUCGGCCGGAACGCGCGCCCUGCCCCGCCUGCGGCAAGGUCUUCUCACACCGCGCGUUGCUGGAGCGCCACCUGGCCGCGCACCCUGCGCCUUGACCCAGGCCUGGUCUGGCCACGCCCACCGCGGGUUGGCCACGCCCCACGCAAUAGGCCGCCCUUUGCCGCUCUGGGACCUCCUGUGGAACUAGGCCGCGACCACUGCGGGACCGGUAACGUCCCUGUAAAGCCGCUUCACACGGGCAUAGACGCCUUGACCACGUUCCCACCACCAAACCACGCUUUCCCCAGAGCACAGGCCCUCCCUCUGCUACCACCCUUCUCCCCAGACCUGACCAGGGGUUCAGCCUGCCGCACUACCCUACUCCUUCGUCGGACCCUCCUCAUAGUGGCAGGCUGGGGAUAGGGUUGGUCGGAGACCGGACCGUGCCUGAGAACUGGGCCAUCUCCAGCCUAAAGUGGGCGCCGAGACUUGUGGCUCCGACUCCUUGUGGGGGUUCUGGAGCCGCACCUCUCUGUUCCAGUGUCAAGCUGGGCAUGAACCCUGGCUGCCCACCCUGAACUACCCCUCCCUCAAUCUGGUGUCUGAGGGGGCCCACUGGACCCAUCAUGGACUGGGAUCGGGCCUCGGGACUCCUGUCUAAUAAAGUACUGUGAGCCAUGGGUCCCAAACCUG